Molecule: messenger RNA, 5067 nt
Organism: Rhinolophus ferrumequinum (greater horseshoe bat)
Lineage: Eukaryota; Metazoa; Chordata; Mammalia; Chiroptera; Rhinolophidae
Gene: NCS1
Product: neuronal calcium sensor 1
Exons: 8
Coding region: 117-689 (190 amino acids)
Molecular function (GO): calcium ion binding; calcium sensitive guanylate cyclase activator activity
Source: RefSeq, a predicted model, not a curated record
GCCCGCCGGCCUCCGUGCGCCCAGCCCCGGCCGCCCCGGCCCGCGUCGGCCGAACCGUUCCCUCUGGGCGCCCCGCCGGGGUCGGGCCCGGGGACAGGGGCCCGCGGCUGCCGAGGAUGGGGAAAUCCAACAGCAAGUUGAAGCCCGAAGUUGUGGAGGAGCUGACCAGGAAAACCUACUUUACCGAGAAGGAAGUCCAGCAGUGGUACAAAGGCUUCAUCAAGGACUGCCCCAGCGGGCAGCUGGAUGCGGCCGGCUUCCAGAAGAUCUACAAGCAAUUCUUCCCAUUUGGAGACCCCACCAAGUUCGCCACGUUCGUUUUCAACGUCUUUGACGAAAACAAGGACGGGAGGAUUGAGUUCUCUGAGUUCAUCCAGGCACUGUCGGUGACCUCGAGGGGAACCCUGGAUGAGAAGCUACGGUGGGCCUUCAAGCUCUAUGACUUGGAUAACGAUGGCUACAUCACCAGGAACGAGAUGCUGGAUAUUGUGGACGCUAUUUACCAGAUGGUGGGGAACACCGUGGAGCUUCCGGAGGAGGAGAACACCCCUGAGAAGAGGGUGGACCGGAUCUUUGCCAUGAUGGACAAGAAUGCUGACGGGAAGCUGACACUGCAGGAGUUCCAGGAGGGGUCCAAGGCAGACCCUUCCAUCGUGCAGGCGCUGUCCCUCUACGACGGGCUGGUAUAGUCCAGACCUAGAGAUGGGAUGCCUGGGAACUACUCGCCUCCUCCCGUGCCAUGAGGCCACCUCAGCCCCGACGCCAUCCUCCUGUGUCCACCCAGCCUUUCUCCGCAUCCACACCCAGCCGGGCGGCCCUCCACCCGUGAGGCCCAGCUCUCCUCCCCCUGACCUGCACCCACCCACCGCCUGAGGCCACUGGCUCCGGUUGCCAACAACCUCUGCUGUCUGGAAAACAACAACACGAAAAGGAAAAGGCUUCAGCCCUCUGCAAAAACCAAGGACUCAGCUGCUUCGCAGGCAGCCUCUCGGUCCCUCCUGCUCUCCUGCGUGUGUGCUUUUGUUUUUUAUUUCAAACAGACAUUGAAAAAGAGAAAAAAAAAACAACAAAAAAAAUCUACCUUCCGUUCUAGAAGAUUCGGACUGACAGAUGGGGAGAAGGCCUCGGGGACCUCAGAGAACUCUACCAGAGGUCACGGAAGUCACGGCCUGACCGCGGGUGGGCUCGGGUGUCGGGGGGCUGCCUGAUUAACGUCAUUUGUUGUCCCAUCCUCGAGCAGCAAACCACCUGCGUGGCCGGGGGAUUGAUUAUGAUGAUGAUUUUUGUGAUAACAGUAUUGUGCUUUUUGUGGGGAAAGUGAGGUUUUUUUUUUUAUAUAUACAUAUAUAACUGAUACCUUUUAUUUAUUGGUCAUUAACUGUUGCUGCUGCCUCUGUGUCCAAAGCUUCCAGGGAUGUGGGGCCCACCGUUUACAUGUGCAGCCCUCACCCACCUGCCCAUGUGCUUGGGACGAUGGCGGCCGGCAGUGGCCAAGAAGCCAAAAAACUAUUUUUUUUUUUUUCUAGUUACUGUGCUUGAUGUUUGGAAAAGGGUAAGGUGGGUUUCUUAACUGGCUAAUGCACUGUUUCCUCCAGCCCAAAUGUCUCCUUGAAUCCCUUUCCUCUGCCCCCCUGUCCUGUGUCCUCCUCUUGGUCCAUAACAUCUCUUCUGAGGACGAACGGGACAUCGUUUGGUUUCUCAGCUCCUGUUUUGGUAGUUGUGGCAGCAUGGAGAAUAGAGGGGCUUGUCCUGGGCUUAGGAACCAGGAAGGGAGUUCGGUACAUAAGGAAAGAGUGGGGAGCCGGAGGGGGGGGUCUUUGCCAGCAAGUAAGCAAAAGUCAUGGCCCCUUCUCCCUCCUUGGGGGUUUUGACAGUCGUCUCUCAGUAUUCUCCCACCUGCUUUCCUGCCUUCCUGUCUGCCUGGUCCAGGAGCCACUGGCCUCUUUUUCCCCUGCACCUUCUUAGCCUGAAUACUAGGAUGGCCCGGGAGACAGGGGUACAGGCCAUCCUGUUCAGGUAAUGGCCGUUCCUCGGGCCUGUGGCCCACAUGCGCUCACAGGAAGCUUUUUGCUCUGCCUGCUCCUGAGACAGGGUGGCCCCAGAACCACCACCCGGAAAGUCAGCCGAUCUUGGACCAGAGGCUAGGAGCCCGAGGCUGGCUCUGGCUCUGAGAAUGUGGGCCAGCCCCUGCCCUCUCCGGGCCCCAGCUACUCGUUGGCAGAGCCAGGACGCCUGGCUGUUCGAUGUGGAAGGCCCCCUCCAUGCUGACCCUGUGUAAUUCGGAGUCUGAGUUUCCUGCAUUUUGUGAUUCUGUGGUCUGUGGCUAAGUGUGCCAGACCCCAGAAGACACAGGGAGCGUCUGAAUCACUAUUUUGUCUCUUGGCACAAGUCUUCGGGGACAUGGCCACCACUGGUCGUGGUGUGUGGGCUCAGAUGACACUCCUGUCUCUUCCUGCAGUGCUUCCUGGUCCCUCCUGGACUCCUGAGCUGUCUUUUUGGCCCAGAACUAGUCCUCAUUCAGAGAAGGCUUCUGGGCUGAGGAGCCUCCCAGACUGCGUAGGGCCAGGCCUGAGUCUAGAAUCCCUGCCGCUUCUUUGCAAAAGUCAGCAGCCUGUCCUCCCUGCCAUCCCAGCCCUAGGAGCAGAAACGCUGGGCCUUAGUUCCCGCUUUGCAUUGUCCUUGGUCUCCACUUUGCACUUUUCCAGGAGGCCAGAUCUUCUGCUAAUUAACCCUCAGGCAACAGACCCUCGGCCAGAGGAUGCCCUCCACGAGAGCGGCUCUGCCAGUGGGGGGCUGCGGUCUUCCUGUUGGCUGGAACGCUCAGCCACCCCAAAACUUACCCUUCUUGCAUUAGCAGGCCUUUUGGCUGCACUGAGCCUCCACUGUAAGCCCCCAGAUCUUGUGGGGAUGGGAGGAGGAGUUCCAUUUUCACAGGUGACUUGGAAGGCUGGGCUCCUUGAGGCCCCUGUGGUCACCUUUCCGCUCAGGCCACUGGCCCAGGGGGUCCAGGACUCACCACCAAAUCCUUCACCUGGUUCUGACCUAGGACGCUAGGGAAGGAGAUGAAUUUGGCGACUUGAGGUUUGAGGGGAGGAGAGUGGGGCCCGUCCCAGGUCUGAUCGCUUCUCUGGCCUGUGCCUGAGCCUCGAUUGCGUCUGUUGUCCAGUGGGAAGGACGCUAUUGUGCAGCCUGUCCUGGAGGCAUCACGGGAAAUGGACUGUGGCUGAGCUUUACCCAGGGAUAAGCAUGUGGACCCUUCCAGAUGACACAUCCAUUCCUAGACAACUAGAGAGCAUCAAACCACCAUCCUCCCACCUUCUAGGAAGGUGGUUUGGCCUUUUGGUUUGGAGCAAUGGAUGUGGCUUUUGGUCUUAGUAAGCGGUACCGUGGACCCAUGCCUCAGGCACACCUUGGGUCCAUGCCCUGAGACAGCUCAGAGCUGCCAGAAAGGCCACCCUUCUUCCUGGCAGCAUGCUGGACACUGGCCAUUUGUACCCAAGGUUGCCAGGCAGGGACAGUUCUGUCCCUUCCUCUCACAAGGCCUCUAGCUGUGGCACCCUGGGAACCCAGAGCAGCCCGUGGGCCCCUCUCCCCAGCACCCUUUUCCACUGGAGCCCCAACUCCGAGAGAUGCUGCUCUCAGGACCCCAGCCUAGCUGGAAGCCAGGCUCUUACUCUCUCUGCCAGUCCUCGCUUCCGGGCCCAGAAGCAGGGUCCAGCCUCGGGCAGCUGGCUGCAGCAGCCCUGGCCUCUUCUCACAGCAGCUCUCCCCACUCUGUGUUGAUGGUACUUAGGAGAAUGUCACGAGUUUGCAGUAUUUAACCAGUCAACGUUUAGAGAGUGACAUCGAUGCAAACGUAUGCGUUCCUCUCUUCCCCUGAAACGCUUUUCAGUUUGACAGCCAACUUCCUAGAUGACAGGCACAUUUGGACUUUCGGGGACGUCGUCUCUUCUCGCUCUGUGUGUGGGGGAAGAGAUUGGGGUGCCUGGGUUCCCAGAGAAGAGGCAGCCUCUCCCUGAAGAAAGUCCCAUGCCCAGGGGUGGAGGGCUACCCUGUUCCCACCGCAGUUUCAGCUUUUAAGGGAUCCAAGGGAAUGUGGGAGCGCCCCCUGGUGGCACUGAGCUGCAUAGGCAUCUGGGGACCUCCACAGGCCAAAGUGGUGAUUCCAGAGGGCAGGAGGUGGUGAGCUCACCCAGGCCCUGGGCCUCCAGCCCCACCUUAGUGCCAGCGUGUUUUCCAGAUGCCCCUCUUCUAGGUGUCCCCAGGGAUAGCAAGUUAAUUAGAAUAAGGGCACUGUGAUGAGAAGCAUUGCCCCCCACUUUUUUUUAAUAUCUGCAGAAUAAACCCAAUGGUUGAUUUUUGAAUGAAUAAAAGGCUUUUGUUGAAUAAACAGCUGGUCCCAUCUCUGUCUUGGCAUCUAGGCUCAGGCUCUGUCUACGCUCUAGGACUGGGACAAGUGCAGAAUGCAACCCCCUCUCCCCCCAACUGUCCCUGCUUAUUUUCUCCACGUUUGCAGUGGCCCAUGACCCCAGGGAGGGCCACUCCCUCCUAGUCUGACUCAGUGACCAGCUUUCCUGGGACUCUGGGGAAGUCGCUUCUGCUCGAUGGGAGUCGGUUUCUCCACCCCUCAGACGGAAGUGAGAGUCUGUCAGCCCACCUCACUGGGGUGUUGUGGGGAGCGGACAUGAGCACGAUCAUCAAAGCACUUCACCGCGGUGAAAGGCUAGUGCAGGGGCCUGAAUUGUCCUGAUGCCCCCACCACGAGCCUCAACUUUGGAAAGGAAUUUGGGUAACUUACAAAAAAAAAAGCAGUGCUUCCCGUCUAUAGUUGUUUUCUUUCUGUUUGCCUCCCCAGCUCCCUCUGAGCCUCUCCUUGGGGUGCUGUCCUGUCUGAAUCUGCUGGUGUGUGUCUCCGGGGAAGGGGCAGGCCCUUGCCCUGGUGGUGCAGCAGGGGCAGGGCGAGGCCCUGGGGUGGACGGGCCACGUAGCAUGCCCAGGCCUCCUCGUGUUCCUCUGUAUGUUGUCUACGUCACACCAAUUAAACACGCUUCCUGACUUGUCCUUGCC